This is a messenger RNA of Pseudovirgaria hyperparasitica, 976 nucleotides long. RefSeq names its product thiol methyltransferase. Gene Ontology annotation, molecular function: S-adenosylmethionine-dependent methyltransferase activity. The record is from RefSeq and is a predicted model, not a curated record. The coding region runs from base 105 to 935 and encodes 276 amino acids. NCBI's taxonomy places the organism in Eukaryota, Fungi, Ascomycota, Dothideomycetes, Acrospermales, Acrospermaceae. The transcript has 2 exons.
AGACCCUCAUCCAAAACAUUGUGUCUUCUCAUUUCCAGAACUUAAACCUCAGACUCUAUCCAGACAUCGACUGAAAGUGAUAAGCUCCACAGCACUAUCCUAACAUGUCCGGCGUAACGCCCAAUCUCGCAGCCGACACGCCUGAACGCGCGCGCCUCCGCAGCCACUUCCAUAGCGAUGAUCGCACGAAAGACAGCAGCAAAUGGGAUGAAUUGUACAAGGAAGGCUUCCUGCCAUGGGACAAAGGCUUUCCCAGCCCUGCACUGGUCGAUGCACUUGCGCAAAAGAAAGACAUCCUCGGAUCGCCAAUCACAAGAGAUGGGAAGCGGAAGACGGCAUUAGUGCCGGGUUGCGGGAAAGGGUACGAUGUUGCGCUUUUGGCAAGCUAUGGCUAUGACGCUUGGGGGCUAGAGGUCAGUCCGUUGGCCGUGAAGGCGUGCGCGGAUUUUAAGCAAGGUAUAGAGGAGAGCGGCGAAUAUAAGGCUGUAGACGGGGAAAUUGGAAGAGGGAGUAUACAUUUCAUGGAGGGAGACUUUUACAAGAGUGAUUGGGUUGAGAAAAUUGGAGGAACAGUCGACCUGAUCUAUGACUACACGUUUCUAUGUGCCAUGCAUCCUGAUCAUCGGCCUGCCUGGUCAUUCAGAAUGUCUCAAUUACUGUCACCGAAGGGCCACCUGUUAUGUCUUGAGUUUCCUUCCUACAAAGAGCCUUCGACUGGAGGUCCACCAUUCGCUGUCAGAGAAGAGGUAUAUAUUGAGCACCUCAAACGCCCAGGAGUUAGGAUUCCCUACAAUGAGGACGGUUUUAUCAUCCAGGAACCGUCCGCGAAGCCAAAUGAGCACGCGCUGAAGAAGUUGUUGCGCUGGAAGCCCGAUAGAACGCAUAAGAUUGGUGAGGGGACAGAUUGGAUGUCGAUCUGGAGUCAUCAUAGUUGACGAGCCCUCAAUCAUUUGAUCAGAUAUUGUCCAAAGAGAUC